AUCCUAGAAAUAUGUUUCGAACUAAAUCAAUUACUAUUCAAAGGUUGAUUUGAAUUGUUAAAAUGGAUUCAUUUAAAAUAGUUAGUUUACUUUUAAGUAUAUUUGUGCUUUCAGCCACUGUUAAUUGUGACUCAAAUGAUCCUGAUUAUGAAGCUACAAUUGACCAAUUGAUUGAAUCUCGAGGUUUCAAUUAUGAGAAACAUUACAUUGAAACAAAAGAUGGAUACAUUUUAGGUGUUUACCGGUUGAUUAACCCAUUUGUUGAUCAAUCAAGUCGCUCAAAACUGAAGCCAAUUGUACUUCAACAUGGUUUUCUUGGGGUUGGGGCAGACUUUUUAAUAAAUGCUCCUGGCGGUAAUGCGGUUCCUUGUAAUAAUUCAACUGAUAAUUCCUCUUUGAGUAAACUAAAUUCAACUGAAAACAACAAUUUAGGAUUCUUAUUAGCUAACCUUUGUUAUGAUGUUUGGAUAUCAAAUUCAAGAGGAAAUGGGUAUUCACGUAACCACACAACAUUGAACCCAGACAAAGAUGCUGAGUUUUGGAAAUACACAAUUGAUGAUUUGAUUGCUUACGAUACUCCAGCAGUCAUUGAUUACAUACUAAAGCAAACUGGAUUCUCAAGCUUGGGUUGGAUCGGACAUUCCCAAGGAACUAUGAUUAUGUUUGGUCUUCUUAGUGAGAAACCUGAGUAUUCAGCUAAAGUUAAACCUUUCAUUGCAUUGGCUCCAGUUUUUUAUGUUCAACACAUGAAAAAGGCGUUUAAAUAUGCAGCCAAAAUUCCUGGUUUAUUAUUUCUCGCUCGUACUCGUGGAGGUGAAAUAUCUAAAUCUUCAUUAGUAACCAACACAAUCAAAAAAUUAGCCUGUACAACAUGGAAUGAUGAGAUGUGUAAUGCCCUGCUUUACCCAUUUUUGGGUUAUGAUAUGGAUAAUGUUAAUGUAACACGAGUUCCAAUAUAUUCAACAAAAAUCGGUUCAAGUACUUCGCUUUGGAAUGCAGUGCAUUUCGGGCAAAAUAUAAAUUCUGGUAAAUUCCACAAAUUCGACUUUGGUAGAUUCGGAAAUAAACGACGUUACGGACAAUCAAAGCCACCUGUUUAUCAAUUAAGCAAAAUUAACUCAACUUCAAUUGCUCUUUUAUACGCUAAAGGAGAUGCUUUGAGUGAUCCAGAGGAUGUUUCUCAGCUCAUCAAAGACAUUCAAGUUCCAUUGGCUCGAGAUCAUUGUGUACCUGUACCAUCCUGGAAUCAUUAUGACUUUCUUUUUUCGAAAGAUGCGUAUGAAUAUAUCUAUUCAAUUGUAACUGAAAUCUUGUCUACUUACUGAGAUUAAAAAUUUUAUAUUAAAUUGAAAA
Tetranychus urticae (two-spotted spider mite) is the source of this 1353-nucleotide messenger RNA. Its product is annotated as gastric triacylglycerol lipase-like. The record is from RefSeq and is a predicted model, not a curated record. Gene Ontology annotation, biological process: lipid metabolic process. Gene Ontology annotation, molecular function: hydrolase activity, acting on ester bonds. Lineage: Eukaryota; Metazoa; Arthropoda; Arachnida; Trombidiformes; Tetranychidae.